Lindgomyces ingoldianus is the source of this 693-nucleotide messenger RNA. RefSeq lists its product as uncharacterized. The record is from RefSeq and is a predicted model, not a curated record. Bases 1 to 693 code for a protein of 230 amino acids. Lineage: Eukaryota; Fungi; Ascomycota; Dothideomycetes; Pleosporales; Lindgomycetaceae. The transcript has 7 exons.
AUGGUCGUCCUAUGGCUUAAUUUCCGCAGACUGGCGUUGAUGCCGGAACCUGAGUUCUUCGCUACACUAACCUUACUAUUCUUUUAUCACUUUUUUGAAUUUGUAAAAGUGGUUUACGUAGAGUUCAAAAAGUUUCAAACAUAUUCAGCAGCUCGUCACAUUAUACGUCUCACCUACCCUGGAGACAUCGGGCGGACACACAAUGAGUCUUGGCACCCAAUAACCCCGUAUUUCAUUCUCACAGUUAAGCUUGUAGCCUAUGGCCAGAGCGGAAAAGCGAGACUCGGUAUGGCAGCUCCCUCAAAUGAGGUGAUUGCCAAUAACGCAGACUCGGUAGCUGGAGCAGGACUACGGAGAAGUUCAAGGCUCCAAGUCCAAGACGUCACUCCCCUUCCACAAUCUCGUAAGCGCACGCUUCCCAACCUAGAGAACGCUAGCGAAAGAAAUGAAGGGCAAACAAGUGAGGAGAACGGGGAUGACUUCGUCAUCAAGGGCGGUUACGCUCCAAGGAGGAAGCAAAAAUCUCUUCCCGAAUACGUUGCUUCUAGCUCAGAUAUUCAUGCGCCAUCAUUAGCACCAAGACUACUCUGCCUCUUCCCCUCCAUUUCUACCCGAUCUUUGUUAUGUUUUAGCAUUUCAAUCUUUAAUAACGACUCAAAUGUUGUUUCCUUUGUAUUGAAACACAGUUCAUGA